AUGUCUCAUCAAGUGAUAGAGAGUCCAUGUCAUCGCCCUGUCGUCAUAUCCGUUCUAGUGUGUCGUCCGUCCAUUAUUCCAAAAAACGUUUCGUGGUCCACGGCCAGGUCGUCUUAUGAAUUCUUCGGGUCAGUAUCCCUAGACCGGCUGCCUUCACCGCGGCUUUGGGAGUCCGGUCUACCCCUUGGCCCUGGGUGUGGGUUCUCGCCACCGGGGUUGGUUACCCGAUCUUGGUCAUCCAAGAACCCAGGGGUCCCAGCUCGUUUAGCACCUAGCCGGGGUGCACGUGUGGCUUGCUUCGGUGCGCCACUAGUGUGGCGGCCACGGACGCGAGCUGAGCUUCACACCCUACUACUACUACUACUACUACUACUACUACUACUACUACUACUACUACUACCACUACUACUACUACCUUCUUACCUGGUUACUUAG
Molecule: messenger RNA, 435 nt
Organism: Acanthoscelides obtectus
Lineage: Eukaryota; Metazoa; Arthropoda; Insecta; Coleoptera; Chrysomelidae
Source: the annotation of a GenBank genome assembly